Molecule: messenger RNA, 1858 nt
Organism: Eubalaena glacialis (North Atlantic right whale)
Lineage: Eukaryota; Metazoa; Chordata; Mammalia; Artiodactyla; Balaenidae
Gene: KLHL30
Product: kelch like family member 30
Exons: 8
Coding region: 112-1857 (581 amino acids)
Molecular function (GO): protein binding
Source: RefSeq, a predicted model, not a curated record
CCCCUUGGCCGGCUGGGCAGUCCUGCUCUCCAGCCUGAGCUCUGAGACAAGGUCCAGGUGCCAGCUGAGAGGAGCCCGUGGGGACGCCCGUGAGUAGGUGGCCGCGCAGUCAUGGUGUGGAACGUGGACGACCUGGACUUCCACCUGCCCUCGCACGCCCAGGACAUGCUGGACGGCCUGCGGCGGCUGCGCUCCCAGCCCAAGCUGGCGGACGUCACGCUGCUGGUAGGCGGCCGGGAACUGCCCUGCCACCGGGGGCUCCUGGCGCUGAGCAGCCCCUACUUCCACGCCAUGUUCGCGGGCGACUUCGCCGAGAGCUUCUCGGCGCGCGUGGAGCUGAGGGACAUGGAGCCUGCCGUGGUGGCGCAGCUGGUGGACUUCGUGUACACGGGCCGGCUGACCAUCACCCAGGGCAACGUGGAGGCGCUGACCCGCACCGCCGCGCGCCUCCACUUCCCCGCCGUGCAGAAGGUCUGCGGCCGCUACCUGCAGCAGCAGCUUGACGCCACCAACUGCCUCGGCAUCUGUGAGUUCGGGGAGCAGCAGGGGUUGCUGGGCGUGGCUGCCAAGGCCUGGGCCUUCCUGCGGGAGAACUUCGAGGCCGUGGCACAGGAGGAUGAGUUUCUGCAGCUGUCCCAAGAGCGGCUGGCCACUUGUCUGGCCGGCGACCUGCUGCAGGUGCAGCCGGAGCAGAGCCGGCUGGAGGCCCUGCUGCGCUGGGUGCGCCACGACCCCCAGGCCCGGGCCACCCACCUGCCCCAGCUGCUCGGCCUGGUGCACCUGGACGCCGUGCCCCGGCCCCGCGUGCAGCAGCUGCUGGCCACGGAGCCGCUGAUCCGGGAGUCGGAGGCCUGUCGGGAGGCCCUGUCCCAGGGCCACGAGGGGGCGCUGCUGGGGCUCCCGCAGGAGCUGGAGGAAGUUCUGGUGGUGGUCGGCGGGCGGGCGCUGGAGGACGAGGAGGAGGAAGAGGGCGCCCAGGAGCUGGCCCCCCGCCCCGGGAACUUCGCCUUCUACGACACCAGGGCCAAGAGGUGGAUGGCGCUCCCAGACUUCCCUGACUACCACAAGUGGGGCUUCUCUCUGGCGGCGCUGAACAACGAUGUCUACGUGACAGGGGGCUCUCGGGGCACCAAGACGGACACCUGGUCCACGACGCAGGCCUGGUGCUUCCCGCUGAGGGAGGUAGCCUGGAGGCCUGUGUCGCCCAUGCUGAAGGCCCGCACGAACCACGCCAGCGCGGCGCUCAACGGGGAGAUCUACGCCAUUGGCGGCACCACUCUGGAUGUUGUAGAGGUGGAGAGCUAUGACCCCUACACAGACACCUGGACGCCCAUCAGCCCAGCCCUCAAGUACGUCAGCAACUUCUCGGCGGCCGGCUGCCAGGGCAGGCUCUACCUGGUGGGCUCCAGCGCCUGCAAGUACAACGCCCUGGCUCUGCAGUGCUACAAUCCCGUCACAGACGCGUGGAGCGUGAUUGCCUCGCCCUUCCUCCCCAAGUACUUGUCCUCGCCGCGCUGCGCAGCGCUGCACGGGGCGCUCUACCUGGUGGGGGACAAUACCAAGAAGGUCUACGUGUACGACCCCGGGGCCAACCUGUGGCAGAAGGUGCAGUCCCUGCACAGCCUGCACGAGAACGGGGCGCUGGUGCCGCUGGGGGACGCGCUGUACAUGACGGGCGGCCGCUGGCAGGGCAUGGGCGGCGACUACCACGUGGAGAUGGAGGCCUACGACCCCGGGCGCGACACCUGGACCCGCCACGGCGCCCUGCCCCGCCUCUGGCUCUACCACGGGGCCUCCGCCGUCUUCCUGGACGUCUCCAAGUGGACCCAGCCCUUCGGGCCCACCCAGGAGCCCUAAG